UUCAAUAAACUCAGCAGUUAGAGUCAGAGUCACUGUGUGAGUCAAAGGAUGUCUCUGUGGUUCACUGUUAGUUUAUAUAAAUGUGAUCAGACUGGUUGUGGUCCCUGACAGAAGUAGAGCAGCUGGUGCAGCUUCCUCUGCCUCCCACUGUCUGACUGCAUCCAGCUGACACUGAUAUGAACCACAGAAGAAGAGACAAUCAGCGGAGGAGCAGCUGAUGAUGAUGGAGGAGGAUUUGAGUUGAUGUAAAGAUGAAUGAUUUGUGUUUCUUCUCCACAUGAAGGUAGAAAGUGUGAAUCCAGCAGCAUGAAUCAGUGUGAGGAUAGAGAGGAGGGAGCCCCUCCCUCUAAAACCAGUCUGUGUGGGGACCAUGAGAACCAGAACAAAGCUCAGAGGUCCCAUCAGAGAAGAGGAUCUGCUGAACCUGGACCUGGACCCAGCUGUGUGUCCUUCAAGAGCGACUGGUCAAAUGAUCAUAUUAUUAAUUUCAAAGACCAACCUGUAUCAGAGUCACAAGUGGACCAGCAGAGCUCAGAGGUUCCCAGUGCUCAGUCUGUCCAGCAGCACCAAACACACCUGGACUCCAUAUUUAUGCUGCUGGAGGAAAACAUUGUCACGUUUGUGAAGAAGGAGCUGAAGAAGAUGCAGAAGGUUCUGAGUCCAGAUUACCCAGAAUGCUUAGAGAGUCAGAGGGAGGAUGAGGAGGAGUUGGAUGGUGAGGAUGAAGAGCAGAGGAAGAGCAGCAGAGACGUGUUUCUGAAGAUCACCGUGAACUUCCUGAGGAGGAUGAAGCAGGAGGAACUGGCUGACUGUCUGCAGAAUCUGAUGGUUCUAGUACCAGAGCCACGGCCCAUCACAUAUUACCAGCAGAUGCUUCAAUCAAACCUCAAAGACCAGUUUCUGUGUGUGAAACCAGGCUGGUCAGAAGUCGACCAACGUCUGGAUGACAUCUACACAGAGCUGUACAUCACAGCUGGGCCGGAUUCACACAUCAACACACAGCAUGAGGUCCAACAGGUUGAGACGACACAGCAGAAGCAAAGAUCAGCAGAGGAGCCAGUGAAGCCCAGUGACCUGUUCAAACAUCCCCCUGGUAAAUACAGACGCAUCAGAACAGUGCUGACCAAUGGAAUCGCUGGGAUUGGAAAAACAGUCCUUGUGAACAAGUUUGUGUUGGACUGGACCCAACAAAGGUCCAAUCAAGACGUGCAUCUGAUUUUCCCCUUCACCUUCCGUCGGCUGAAUCCACUGAAGGGACAGAAGUUUAGUUUGUCAGAGCUCAUUCAUGAAUGUAUCCCAGAAACUGAGUCCAUCAGCCUGGAGGCUCUGAAUUACAUCUUUACACAUCUACAGUCAUCAGGAAACAGCAACUAUGACCAGAGCAGCUUCAAACUUCUGUUUGUGUUUGAUGGACUGGACGAGAGUCGCCUCCAACUGGACUGUAGCACCAGUGAGAAGGAGACGGGUCAACGUGACGUCACAGAGUCCACCUCAGUGGAUGAGCUGCUGACAAACCUCAUCAGAGGAAAACUACUACGCUCUGCUCGCAUCUGGAUCACCACACGACCUGCAGCAGCCAAUCAGAUUCAUGGAGACUUUGUUGAGGUGGUGACGGAGGUCAGAGGGUUCACUGACCCACAGAAGGAGGAGUUCUUCAGGAAGAGAUUCACAGAUGAGGAGCAGAGCAACACAAUCAUGUCCCACAUCAAGACGUCACGAAGCCUCCACAUCAUGUGCCACAUCCCAGUCUUCUGCUGGAUCACUGCUACGGUUCUGGAGGAUCUGCUGGAAACCAGAGAGGGAGGAGAGCUGCCCAAGACCCUGACGGAGAUGUACGCAGAGUUCCUGGGGUUUCAGAUGGAUCGGACUAAAGACAAGUACGGACCAGAACAGAGCAGCAACUACAUCAAGUCAUUGGCUAAACUGGCUUUUAAGCAGCUGCUAAAGGGAAACUUGAUCUUCUAUGAGGACGAUCUGAAAGAGAGCGGCAUCGAUGUCAGAGGAGCCUCAGUGUGUUCAGGAGUGUUCACAGAGAUCUUUAAACAGGAGCGAGGGAGGAAAACCAAGGACAAGAUGUUCAGCUUUGUUCAUCUGAGCGUUCAGGAGUUUCUGGCUGCUGUUCACAUGAUGCUCUGUUACACCAACGGGAAGAUGGAGGAACUGGAGGAGUUUCUGAGGAAAGACGGAACAAAUAAACGUCAUCAUUUUUCUUCUUUUUAUUAUUAUAACAAAGUUUAUUCAUCUCUGGAUGUUGUCCUGAACAGAACCAUGUUUAAAUCCCUCCUCAGUCCAAGUGGCCACCUGGACCUGUUUGUUCGCUUCCUUCAUGGCCUCUGUCUGGAGUCCAACCAGAGAAUCUUAGGAGGUUUGCUGGGUCACACAGAGAACAGUCCAGAAACCAUCCAGAGAAUCAUCAACAACCUGAAGGAGAUGAACAGUGAUAGAAUCUCUCCAGACAGAAGCAUCAACAUCUUCCACUGUCUGAUGGAGAUGAACGACCACUCAGUCCAUCAGCAGAUCCAAGAGUUCCUGAAGUCAGAGAACAGAUCAGAGAAGGAACUCUCCUUGAUCCAGUGCUCAGCUCUGGCCUACAUGCUGCAGAUGUCAGAGGAGGUUCUGGAUGAGUUGAACCUGAACCAGUACAAGACAUCAGAGGAGGGACGACAGAGACUGAUUCCAGCUGUGAGGAACUGCAGAAAGUUUAAACUUUCUGACUGUGGACUCACAGAGACUCACUGUGAAGUUGUGGCCUCAGCUCUGAAGUCCAACCCGUCACAUCUGACACAUCUGGACCUGAGUAACAACAACCUGCAGGACUCAGUGGAGGUUCUGUGUGCUGGACUGGAGAGUCCUCACUGUCGACUGCAGACUCUGAGAUUGUGUCACUGCAGGUUGUCAGAGAUCAGCUGUGAUUCUCUGGUCUCAGCUCUGAAGUCCAACCCGUCACAUCUGACACAACUGGACCUCAGUAGAAACAAGCUGCAGGAUUCAGGAGUGAAGCAUCUGUGUGGUUUUCUGGAGAGUCGUCACUGUCGACUGGAGACCCUGAGAUUGAUUUACUGCAGUUUGUCAGAGAUCAGCUGUGAUUCUCUGGUCUCAGCUCUGAAGUCCAACCCGUCACAUCUGACACAACUGGACCUGAGCUUCAACAAGCUCCAGGAUUCAGGAGUGAAGCGUCUGUGUGGUUUUCUGGAGAGUCGUCACUGUCGACUGGAGACUCUGGGAUUGAGUCGCUGCAGUUUGUCAGAGAUCAGCUGUGAUUCUCUGGUCUCAGCUCUGAAGUCCAACCCGUCACAUCUGACACAACUGGACCUGAGCUUCAACAAGCUGCAGGAUUCAUCGGUGAAGGCUCUUCGUGACCUGGUGCAGAGUCCAGACUAUGGACUGCAGACUCUGAGAUGGAGAAGUUCUGACUGGUCCAAGUUACCUGGAGCAGAGCGUCCUACACAACAGGCUGAAACAGGAACCAGAACAAUAAGAAAAUAAGCGUGUGGUGCAGUAGUUAGACAUCGGGGACAGUGUUGACUGUAUUUCUACUUCAGGCUCCUCUAGAGGUCAGUGACUGAGGACUUACUACCAGCUGGAGCUUUGUUCUUUUCUAACUAUCCUGGGCUCAAAGAGCUACAGGACAACAAAUGGGCUUUAGCUUCUAGAACUAUUGACCGAAUCAGAUCAGAGAGAGACCAGACUGACGGCUCUGCUUCUCUAAUGGAAACCCUGGUCAGAGAACGUUGGCUGUGUCUCUAUCAGAGACCAUGGAUCAGUCUGCAGGUUCACUACUUCCAUGUUCACCACAGUCAGUGAGGACCUGUUAACAUAAAACAGCUGCUAAAGUUUUGCUUCAUUGUGUCCAACUACUUUUGCUUUGUGUUCUGCUGUAAACAGUGGCAAACAGUGUCAGUGGUAAAUACUCCAUCAGGCCACUAGAUGGCGCUCAUCUCUGGAGAGGAGCCCUAAAACCCUACAGAGAUUCUAGUAGUACUGACCCACUGGGUCCUGAUUCAGAACCCACUGGGUACUGAUCCAGACCCACCUACACCUGUGAUGUGUUCACCUGUGGAGGGAGUUGGAUUCUUUACCAAAUGUAUUUGGCUCCAUCAUGAAUUUUAACUAUAACCUAUAAAUGUGUCCUGUGUAUUAAAGAGAGUGUUGUUCAUAUGGUUUUAGUCCAAAUUUAAAAACCUGGAACCAAGAGGAACCUUUUUAUUGUUUUCACUUGUAUAAAACUUGCUUCAUUCUCCAGUGAUGUGUAGUGUUUAAAUACUACUUGGAUCUUUCUGCUUUUUAACAUCCUUCAUUUAUGAUCAAGGAUAAAAAUCUGUUGUUUCAUAUAAUGAACUGAUUUCCAGACCAACGUGUCAGAAGCCAGAACGUGAGCUGGUUCUGGGUGGACUCUUCCAACCACUGGUUCUGUUUCCUCGUCUCCUUCGUCUCAUUUCUCCUCAGUGUUCCAGUCGUGUAGCUGCUUAUGCCUCCUCUAUAGUGGCUGUUAUGUUGGACCAGUAGGAGGCAGCAGCGUGUUUCCAGAUCAGUGAUGCUGGGAGCAGUGAAGCAGCUUCUCACCUGGAGACAAACAUGGAGAAACCCACUGACUGUUCAAUGAACAGGAUGAGCUGCAAGAACUGAGGAUGUGGUUCCAGGAAAACCAAGCACCAAACAAGCUCUGCUGCUUCUAGUUCUGACAGAAAUAUGGCUACAGGAGGGUGAAGCAGG
Betta splendens (Siamese fighting fish) is the source of this 4713-nucleotide messenger RNA. Its product is annotated as NACHT, LRR and PYD domains-containing protein 12-like. Lineage: Eukaryota; Metazoa; Chordata; Actinopteri; Anabantiformes; Osphronemidae. The record is from RefSeq and is a predicted model, not a curated record. The transcript has 10 exons. Bases 256 to 3486 code for a protein of 1076 amino acids. Gene Ontology annotation, molecular function: protein binding.